Molecule: messenger RNA, 760 nt
Organism: Osmia lignaria (orchard mason bee)
Lineage: Eukaryota; Metazoa; Arthropoda; Insecta; Hymenoptera; Megachilidae
Source: RefSeq, a predicted model, not a curated record
AAUUACUGUUCCAUUGUCUGAUAUUAAAUUAAAAUGUGUAAAACUGCCUUUAUGUGACAAAGAACAUGUGGUAUUGCCUUUACUGCACCAACAAGAAAUAUGUUUAUGAUUAUUAAUAAUGGUAAAAAAUUUCGCUGUCGUCACUUUUCCAAGCGAUGGGAAUAAUGAAGAAGAGAUCGUAUCAGAAGUUCCAUCUUUAUGGCUUUCUUCCAAUUUAACAGAAUGCUGGUGGCCAUCAGUAAAAAAUAUCAAUACCUUUAUUGUGAAACAAACACCACCUGUUAAUAAUGAUCCUAAAUGGACACUUCAUCCUAUCAAAUUUCAUGGACAUUAUGAUUCAUUAGAUGAGGCUAGACAGAGAGCAACGAAUUAUUCUUCAAGUGAUGAAAGUAAUACAAAUCAAAUAAAGAAGUCAUGCAUAAAACGGUCACUAAAUACUGUUUAUAACAAUGAAUCUGAAUCUGAUUCUGAUGACCCACGUUCAAUUAUACCAAAUCCACCAAAUCUUAAAGAUACAAAUGUUUCACAAUCAGAAAAAAAUAUUCAAUCAAUCUCAAAUAUUUUGAAUUCAACAAUUAUUAAUAAUAUUGAUAUGGAAAUUCUUGAUGGAACUAUAGUACCUCACAAAAGCAUACAGGAUGUAUAUACGUUAGUGUCAGGAAUGUCAGAUAAAAUGGAAGCUUUUGAAUUUAUUUUUUGUCUUAUAAUCUUAUUAAUAUCUCUUCAUGGCAUUGUUUAUUCAAUAUUAUUAAUUUUUUAG